AUGGUGCGCCUGGCGGCGGAGCUGCUGCUGCUGCUGGGGCUGCUGCUGCUCACGCUGCACAUCACGGUGCUGCGCGGUUCGGGAGCCGCCGACGGGCCGGACGCGGCCGCGGGCAACGCCAGCCGGACCCAGCUGCAGAAUAACCUCCACAUGGAAAGUGACUCUGCAUCAGAAACGAGCUUUCCCUUCUCCAAAGAAGCAGCCGGGGAACAUCUGGACCACCAGGCUGCACACCAACCCUUCCCCAGACAGCGAUUCCGGCAAGAGCCUGGGCACCCUUCACUGCAAAGAGAUGGCCCCAGAUCCUUUCUCCUUGAUCUCCCAAACUUUCCAGAUCUUUCCAAAGCUGACAUCAAUGGGCAGAAUCCAAAUAUCCAGGUCACCAUAGAGGUGGUGGACGGUCCUGACUCUGAAGCAGAUAAAGAUCAGCAUCCAGAGAAUAAGCCCAGCUGGUCAGUCCCAUCCCCCGACUGGAGGGCCUGGUGGCAGAGGUCCUUGUCCUUGACGAGGGCCAACAGCGGGGACCAAGACUAUAAGUACGAGAGUACCUCAGAUGACAGCAACUUCCUCAACCCCCCCAGGGGGUGGGACCAUCCAGCCCCAGGCCACCGGACUUUUGAAACCAAAGAGCAGCCAGAAUAUGAUUCCACAGAUGGCGAGGGCGACUGGAGUCUCUGGUCUGUCUGCAGUGUCACCUGUGGGAACGGCAACCAGAAACGGACCAGGUCUUGUGGCUACGCAUGUACCGCGACAGAAUCUAGGACAUGUGACCGUCCAAACUGCCCAGGAAUUGAAGACACCUUCAGGACAGCCGCCACCGAAGUGAGUCUGCUGGCGGGAAGCGAGGAGUUUAAUGCUACCAAACUGUUUGAAGUCGAUACCGACAGCUGCGAGCGUUGGAUGGGCUGCAAAAGUGAGUUCUUAAAGAAGUACAUGCACAAGGUCAUCAACGACCUGCCCAGCUGCCCCUGCUCCUACCCCACCGAGGUGGCCUACAGCACGGCGGACAUCUUCGACCGCAUCAAGCGCAAGGACUUCCGCUGGAAGGACGCCAGUGGGCCCAAGGAGAAGCUGGAGAUCUACAAGCCCACGGCCCGGUACUGCAUUCGCUCCAUGCUGUCCUUGGAGAGCACCACGCUGGCCGCCCAGCACUGUUGCUAUGGCGACAAUAUGCAGCUCAUCACCAGGGGCAAAGGGGCGGGGACCCCCAACCUCAUCAGCACCGAGUUCUCAGCAGAGCUCCACUACAAGGUGGACGUCCUCCCCUGGAUUAUCUGCAAGGGCGACUGGAGCAGGUACAACGAGGCCCGGCCUCCCAACAACGGGCAGAAGUGCACUGAGAGUCCCUCAGACGAAGAUUACAUCAAGCAGUUCCAAGAGGCCAGGGAGUACUAAGGAGAUGUCCGCUCCGGUAUUUGUGACACAAACGUAGUGCGCGGAUCUGCUGCCAGGGCAGGGCGGGGCCGGUCUUAUCCGAAUCCAUAGAUAUUUGUAUACACUACGAGGGUAUGUUUCAUAAAUCACACUAGGAGUGAGCACCUGCCCCGGGUGACGGCUGUCUGAAGCCACCUUGCCAUCCGAAAUGCCCACAGAGCUCCUUGGAAUCCCUCCGAGGGGCGAUGUUGGCAGGAGGAUGGGGACAAAGGAGCCAGAAGAAGAACCUGGAAGCCAUCGUGGGUGGGAUUCAGUGCACACCCAGAUCCUGCGUUUCCUGGAGGAACAAAGAGGGAAAGACUGGGUUGUAAACGUUAUAAGCAGUUUUUAUAUAUAACUUAUUUAAUAUGAAUGUGACUUAAGCAUAACCUUUUCGCUGGAGUUGUGAAACUGUUUAAUCACUUCUGUGAGAGUUCAGACAGGGGCUCAAGGAGGUGGAAGAGAAGGGAAUUUGGGAGUAAUUUUUUCUUUUAAACUAAAUAACUCCACGGAAGUGUCUCAAAAACAAGAAAAUCCCACCUUAAACCAAAUGUUCUUUAGUCCUGAGGCAACCUGCUGGAGUCUUGGCUUCCAGAAUAUCCUUGCCUAAGAUUGGAUAGCAGGAGGAGGGCACAUGGGGAUUUUAGGGGCAAAUCUGAGGACUGGUUUUAAAUAGGCUUUAAAAUAAAAGGCCAAUGUUAACAUAAUGCUCUAAUUCUACUAAAAGGCUACAGAAUGGCAGAAGUUCUGCUCAUGCCUUAGUGGGAGGUUCAGAAGGCUGUGGGAAGGUCAGACAUAAAUAUAGGUAAUAGCACUUUUGCAGAAGAAAAAAACAAAAGCAAAAUAGAUAGGAAAAGAACAUGGACCUCAUUUCAUCUAUUUUAUUCUAAUACUGUCUUAACAAUUUUUUUUUCUCCACCAAUAUAUUGCCAGCAAAUACAUAUAAAAAGAGUAGGGGGAUUCAAAUCUAUAAAAUUUCUAAUUUUUUAUGUUUUAAGAAAGGGGGAAAAACUACAUUAUUUUUGUAAAGUAUUUAUUGAGUCAUUGAGUCUUGUGCAUCAAGCAAUUGUAAUAUGACCUGGUUAUG
Enhydra lutris kenyoni (northern sea otter) is the source of this 2500-nucleotide messenger RNA. RefSeq names its product isthmin 1. The record is from RefSeq and is a predicted model, not a curated record. Gene Ontology annotation, biological process: negative regulation of angiogenesis. The transcript is spliced from 6 exons. NCBI's taxonomy places the organism in Eukaryota, Metazoa, Chordata, Mammalia, Carnivora, Mustelidae. Bases 1 to 1395 code for a protein of 464 amino acids.